Messenger RNA from Cyphomyrmex costatus, 5412 nucleotides. RefSeq lists its product as uncharacterized. The transcript has 4 exons. Gene Ontology annotation, cellular component: cytoplasm. The record is from RefSeq and is a predicted model, not a curated record. NCBI's taxonomy places the organism in Eukaryota, Metazoa, Arthropoda, Insecta, Hymenoptera, Formicidae. Gene Ontology annotation, molecular function: cyclosporin A binding; zinc ion binding; peptidyl-prolyl cis-trans isomerase activity. The coding region runs from base 2151 to 3992 and encodes 613 amino acids. Gene Ontology annotation, biological process: protein folding; protein peptidyl-prolyl isomerization.
UCUUAGCUGAAUUUCUUGCACCGUUUCUUGCAUUUGUUUUCUUUUUUUCUUCGACGUGAAAAGGAGAAAAGCGUGAUGCAAGAAUGCAAGAUGUUUCGCUCCCGCGUAGAAAAUCUGCUCAAAAAGUUGCAAGCCAAUAAUAAAACAGUUUUAUUAGAAAUCUAAGACCAAUAAGAAAUUUGCUGCAAAAUUAUAUUCGACCAUCCUUGUAACUUAUAACGUCAUGAAAUGUCUUCUAUUCUUAUAUCGUAGAGAAAAGAUGAGCCGCACAGAUUCAGCUAUGAAGAACAGUUCUAUUUACACGAGCAGAGGAGAAGGAAAAUCGGAGUAUUAAAGAUCAGAGAGAUAUUGACUUAACUCGAUGCAUAGAGUGGUCCCUCCAAAGGUUAAUGUUCUCAGGUUAAAGCGUUUCGCUUUAAAUCACCGGAAGUAAGAUUUAAUUAGCGUUUAUUAUUGUCGACGCCGAGUGUCCAACGAGAAUCAUAUCUCACUGUCUUCGAGUGCGCGUUCAAAGACUGGUAGAGUCUACAGAGACCUGUUUGAUUACGCUUCCUCUAUUGCCGAGUUAAAUUAGUGAAAACUGAGUGAAAUGAUUCAACGAAAAAAACAGUUCAAUGCCUAUUUCUAUCAGUAUAGAUUUUUUUUAAUCUUCUUUAGUUCUCAAAAUUGUGUCCCUUUCUGUCAAUGUAAAUUAACUUUAAUUCUCUCUCAACCGACUCUUCAUCCUUUUCCAAUUCUCAACCUACAUUUGUGGAAACGUGCAUUAAAAAAAAGUUAAGAGAGUGAACAAAAAAAGAUAAUCUACAUCGAAAUAGACAUAAAUCCGAAAAAAAGAAAAGAUUCUACCCGACCGCGAUUUCCAAUGAUCACCCUUUUUUAAAUUCUUAUCUAUAACACGUCGACGGUUAUGGAAAUUAAAAUGGCUCGUUUACGUAAAUAUCGAAAUUAGAGACGCGGAGAUAAGUGUCGCGCAGCCGUCAAUUACCUGUAUACUGGGACGCACAGCGGUGUGUUUUGAGACAUAAUUUUAUAAUCGUGUAUCAGCAGGGUGUUAUCGCACACGUGUUGCGUACCGUAAUUUACAUUACACGACACUUAUCGAAAAUUCUCCGGGAGCGCACGGCCGAGAGGCGGCGGACGGGGAAGGGACGAGCGGCGAAGGGAAGCGGAGGGGAGGGAAGGGUUAAGGGCGAACGGUAUCGGUGGGCGAGCUCAAGUCGUCGGUCGAGCUUUCCCGCCGUUCAUCCCGGACCGCGGAAUCGAACUCGCGCGGUGAGUGUGUUUACCCGUCGUCACGUGUGCGGCGACGACGACGACGACGUGGCGGCGUAUCGAUUCCUCCGAAUCGCGCAUUCAAGCCUUCAAAGCGAGCGAAACGGACGAGUGGACCAGUCGUCGACGUAAGGACGUAAACAAUACCGUCGUCGUUUGUGCCCGUGAGCAUACGAAAGAGAAAAAAGAGAGAGAGAGGGAGGGGGAGGGUGGAGAAAGAAAGAAAGAGAGAGAGAGAGAGAGGCGUACAUUUGUUAACAAGGAAAACGUCGAUGACUCGAUGACGCACGAGGUACUAUAUGGGUCAAGGAAUAUAGGCCGACAUGACGGCGGCGGCGGUUUCGCGUCGCGCGUUCUUGAAACCGGGAAAGUCCACGGCGACGACGGAACGGCAGACGAGUCUACGGUCGAGUCGGCGCGUGGAAACUACGUAUAGUUUAGAGAAGGAUUCCGCGCGAGAGAAGCGACGAUGUGAAUAGAAACUACAGAGCGGAACAGAGAACCCUGCGCGCGGCGGCAGAAGAAAGAGAGAGAGAGAGAGAGAGAGAGAGAGAAAACGACGGACGGUACCGAGUGUUUUGUUUACAUACGCGAUUGACGGCGUGACCUUUUACAAGACUCCUUUCCCGCGUGAAUCGACAGUGCCUUGCGUGACACGCGUUAUCGAAGUUCGUUGAUUUUGCCAAAGGCAGCCUUCGCUCUCUGUAUAAGACGUGCGCGAUUCCCUCGUUUUUCUAUCUAUAGAGCCAGUUUUUGCUGGUAUUACAUCUGUGGAGACCAAAAAAAAAAAAAAAAAAAGUCUCGCGAUCAAACGUCGUCGCGAUCUCUGUUUCAGGGCCACGUAAACUGACGCUACGUAUUCGCAAAUUCGUGGCGUGAUGUUACUCAAACAGAUGCUGGAUCCGAGCGUAUUAACGGACCUGGAGGAGCUGACGCUUUGCGGCUGCUGCAAGCAGAAGUACAAUGACGUAGAGCAAUGCCCCAAGUACCUUAGCUGCAAGCAUUACUUUUGCCUACGGUGCAUCGAGAGCAACCUGCUGAAGGGACGCGAUCUGCAGUGCGCGCACUGCUGGAAAACGACGGAUUUGGGUAACCAAGGCGCGGACGCUUUACCGACUCACUCUGCUCUACUUGCCUUGGCCAACAAUUUGUCGCGUCUCAAGAUCACGACAAACAAUACGUCCGGCAAGCCUGACAAGGAGAGGAAGAGCGAGAACUGUCACACACACGGAAUGCCGCUAGCAUUGUGGUGUGCGACAUGUUGCACGGCGCUUUGUAGGGCGUGCGCGAGCCCGCAGGAUCACCCAGGUCACCAGAUCAAAUCGCAAACCGAUGCCAAAGAACAGCUCAUAUCCGACGUUCAACUGGAAUUAGUCACCGUGGGUAAACUGUCGACGGAGAUUCAAAGACUGGCCGUGCAACAACGCGAGUUCUUGAUUAAGGUGCUGGAGGCUUGCGUGACGCUGAAAACGCAUGUGGAAACGGAUCUGCAAAACGGCUGGAGUCACUUUCCCGAGAUAACGGACGCGCGCGAGACUCUAGGCAAGACGAGGGCUGGCCUGCAGAUGAGUGAAACCCCGGGUGACGUUUACAGUCUACACUCGCAACUAAUUCUCGAAAAACAAAGGUUGCAGUCGAAAUAUCAGGAGAUGAUGCUACAGUGCCAGCUAGAUGAUCUCAUCGGCAACUCUGGAGUGAUUUUCGAUUUUGCCUUGUUAAAGCAGGCAUUGGCGGGAAUUCAUACGGGAGAUCCAAUUGUCUCGCAAGGCAAUGGGGGUCGCUUGCCGAACCAUCUCGCGGCUUCGCAUAAUCCGAUUUUGUUCCUCGCUAAUUAUUGUAUGUCGCAGUUGUACACGCGUCACGUCGUUAGCAAGCAACAGCAUAUGCAGAACGGCUCGAUGGAGUAUCAUCAUUCAAGUAUGAUGCCGCCACCGCCUCAACAAGCGCCAUCCGUUCACGUUCAUCAGGGCCCACCGCCGCCACCACCGGGACCGGGGCCCAACCAAGCUCCCCAGCAGCUUCUCAUUCCACCCGGUUCACCGUCCGUUAAACCCGUACCGCCUGCACCGCCCAACGCCAUGUUGCAUCCGCAGCAACAGUCGACGUUCAUGUCUGACGCGGUCGGCACUGGCGCCGGUGGUGGUAGUCUAGUGACCGUCCACUCGUCCCCGCAGCCGCCGUCCAAUGCGAUAACGGCGACGUUGACGCGGGGUCCCGCGAAUCCGUAUCCUCUGUACUACUUCAACAUCGAGGUGAAUGGUUCACCGCACGGGCGCAUCGUGAUCGAAGUGCGGCCGGACGCGGCGCCGAAGAUGGCGAAGAAUUUCAGCGUGCUAUCAACGGGAGAGAUCGGAAUCGGUUACAAGGGAUGCACGAUAUUCCAGUGUUGGGAAGGCGAGUCCGUGAUCACGGGUGACUUCGAGCUUAACAACGGCCGCGGUGGACGCAGCAUAUUCGACGACGGUUACUUCAUGCCGGACGAUACCAAGUUCCCGGCGGUUAGGGGCGCGGUGGGCAUGAGGCGGACGCAGAAACGGCACGACAACCUCGGCAUGGUCGGCUCGCAAUUUCGCAUAAUUCUGCAGGAGAUGCGCGGCUUUACCGGCAUCUUCGGCCACGUUGUCGAGGGAUUGGAGCUGGUGGAGAAGAUAUCUACGUACGGCGAUCAGACCGGCAAGCCUACCAAGAAUAUUCUAAUCACGAAAUGCGGUAAAUUGUAACGUUUAUGAUGUCGCUGUCGCGCGGUUUGUUGCAACGCGGGGUAAAUCUCCGAGAAAUAAGUAUACACUCCGUAUAUAUAUACAUAUAUAUAUAUAUGAUACAAUGCCGUAUACAACACGUUUUCCUGCUCUAGAUAACCGAAGGAAAGUCGCCACGGUAUCCCCGACUCCGCGCGUUCGCAGCCGCGAGAGAAACCUAUACGUAAGAAGAAAUGUGCAAAAAGAAAUCGCGUUACACGUAAUUGUCCGACGACGGGAGACGAUUAUUGUUAUUAUUAUAUCCGCUCGGGGAAAUCGUCGCGACACGUUUAUUAGCUCCGCGAAUCCUCGAACGCUCCGUACGAGUCAUGCAACUUAAUUAACUAUUAACAAUAGUGUCUAAAGAUGUCGAAUCUAUUUUUAAAAUGGGCGUGUGCGAGAAAAAGAAAAAGAGAAAACUCCAUAUUUUGCUAUUGACUGGGAAUCGAUACGAGAUUCUGCUAACAAUAACGACGAUGAUCGAAGAUACACAGACACAUACACACAUACGUACCUCAGAGAUCGACCGUGAUAUCGAUACGACUUCUCUAGCUGAUACGAUAUAUUUGUUUUUUUAGGGAGAGAGAGGUCUGACGUUUAUUUUGGCUAUUAUCGGCUAUUAACUCUUCUACGACGUUGUAGUUCAUAGAGCGCGUGUCGCGCGUUGAACGUGAUAUAAUGGAAAAAAAAGAAAUAAUACCGCGCGAAUCGCGGCAGACGGUUCUUCGGCUGGCUGCGAGCGCAGCUAAUGUUUUAGGUCGUAGGUAGCGAAUAAAAAGAAAGAAAAAAUGCACACGUAGAAUAAUCUGGGAAUUUAAGUGUAGCGAACUGUCGGAGACAACCGAAUCGUGUAUUACGCGACAUAUUUACGAAGAAACGAAAGAGACAGAUCUGCACGCGAGCAAACAUUCGACUCUUUCGAUUCUUGUUCUUUUUUUUUUUUUUUUUUUUGCGACUUUCGCGACUUGCUGGUAUAAAAGUUGUGAAUCGCGCGAUUCCAUAAGCAGGUCUCUCGUUUAGAUAUCUUAGCCGAGAGAGGAAGAAGAGAUAUCGGUAUAGUUAAUCAUGUAGAAGGGCAGUUUAUGGUUCGUCGGACACGGCGUCUCAUUCCGUUCCGUUCCAGGGGUGCGAGGAAAAAGAGCUAAAAGGGAAGAGAAAAAGAGAUAUUCAUCGCGCGCGCGCGUCUUGCGAAGAAGAAUCUUGCGAUACUGUUGCUCGGAUACUUGCGGCUCGAGCCCGUUCCCUUUUCGUUCUUUGCGAACUAGCGAACCGUCAUGGGUUAUAUCUGUAUUUAAGAUUAGAUCUCAAUACGUCGCAAAUGUAUGCAAGGCCUAAAUACUAUGUAAACCGUAAGCCUCGUAUCGUCUAAUCGGGAAACGAAAGGAAAAAAAUAAUGAAAUGU